AUGAGCCCAAAACAAUUCAUCCAGUUUAUAUUCUCGUUUGUUCCGAUUUUGGCAACCAUAAAGCAAUAUCGCUGGCGUCAGUACAUCUUUGGUGAUUUCGUAGCAGGCGUCACGGUUGGAAUCAUGCACGUCCCUCAAGGAAUUGCUUAUUCAUUUCUGGUCGGAGUAGAUCCAAUUUAUGGCUUGUAUUCGUCGUUUUUCCCCGUUCUAGUAUACAUGUUAUUCGGCACUUCAAAACAUGUAUCCAUCGGCUCAUUUGCUGUGAUAAGUCUGAUGACUGGUACAUCGCGGGUACGAAUUUUAAAGGCAAUUUAUACUCAGUUCUUGCAACAACGUGGUUUUUAUAUUGAAAGUGCCGUAGAAAUGGGCCUAAAAUCAAUUAAUUUUAAAAAUCUCUCAACAGAAGUACCAUUCAAUCUUGGCAAUGUAUCCAGCAUACAAGUGGUUACGGCGCUCACAUUCUGCAUCGGUGUAGUACAGGUAACAAAUGAAUCGCUUAUUGAACUAGUUUUUGCCAAUAGGAAUAAAAACCAUGCCGGGAUUUUUUGUUCUGGGUUGCUUCGUUACAACAGCACCAAUAAACAAGCAAAUAAGCGAAGCUUUGAUUUACCGUUGCAGUUGAUGUUAGCACUGCUACAUGUAGAGUUUAUUGCUUCGUACAUGUCCGAUCAGCUUAUUUCUGGAUUCAGCGCUGGCGCUUCAGUUCAUGUUAUAUUCGUACAACUCGACAAAGUUUUCCAGGCAUGUUAUGAUUCCUACAGUAACCAAGAUAAAUCAUUGGCGACGCGCACCGAGCGGACCCGCGGGAUCAUGCGUUUUUGCAGCAUUUCGUGCUGUUGUAAGAUCGCUUGGAAUCACAGUAGUUAG
Gongylonema pulchrum is the source of this 867-nucleotide messenger RNA. NCBI's taxonomy places the organism in Eukaryota, Metazoa, Nematoda, Chromadorea, Rhabditida, Gongylonematidae. The record is from the annotation of a GenBank genome assembly.